Hippopotamus amphibius kiboko is the source of this 2739-nucleotide messenger RNA. It is a transcript of the gene RND3, whose product is annotated as Rho family GTPase 3. The record is from RefSeq and is a predicted model, not a curated record. Lineage: Eukaryota; Metazoa; Chordata; Mammalia; Artiodactyla; Hippopotamidae. Bases 239 to 973 code for a protein of 244 amino acids. Gene Ontology annotation, biological process: small GTPase-mediated signal transduction. Gene Ontology annotation, molecular function: GTP binding; GTPase activity. The transcript has 5 exons.
ACAAAGCAGUCGGGUCGGAAUUGGACUUGGGGAGCGCCGUGUGGAGUCAGGCAGAAAACUUGUUGGAGGAGAGGAACGAGCCUGCUCCUCUAGCUCUCCUCGUCUGCGCGGCGCUUCAGGGGUUCCCACCAGCCUUGCGAUUUAUUUUUAUAUCUGCUUUUUAUAUAUAGAGAAAAAAUAUAUAUUUUUCCCCUCUUAAGUGAAAAUUCCUGUUUCAAGAGAAAAUAAGGCAAGAUCAAUGAAGGAGAGAAGAGCCAGCCAGAAAUUAUCCAGUAAAUCUAUCAUGGAUCCUAAUCAGAACGUGAAAUGCAAGAUAGUCGUGGUGGGAGACAGCCAGUGUGGGAAAACCGCGCUGCUGCACGUCUUCGCCAAAGACUGCUUCCCCGAGAAUUACGUCCCUACGGUGUUUGAGAAUUACACGGCCAGUUUUGAAAUCGACACACAAAGAAUAGAGUUGAGCCUGUGGGACACUUCGGGUUCUCCUUACUAUGACAACGUCCGGCCUCUCUCUUACCCAGAUUCAGAUGCUGUGCUGAUUUGCUUUGACAUCAGUAGACCAGAGACUCUGGACAGUGUCCUAAAGAAGUGGAAAGGUGAAAUCCAGGAGUUUUGUCCCAAUACGAAAAUGCUCUUGGUCGGCUGCAAAUCUGAUCUUCGGACAGAUGUCACCACGUUGGUAGAGCUCUCAAACCACAGGCAGACACCAGUGUCCUAUGACCAGGGGGCAAAUAUGGCCAAACAGAUCGGAGCAGCUACUUACAUCGAAUGCUCAGCUUUACAGUCAGAAAACAGCGUCAGAGACAUUUUUCACGUGGCCACCUUGGCGUGUGUAAACAAGACAAACAAACACGUUAAGCGAAACAAAUCGCAGAGGGCGACAAAGCGGAUUUCACACAUGCCCAGCAGACCGGAGCUCGCGGCAGUGGCUACGGACUUACGAAAGGACAAAGCCAAGAGUUGCACUGUGAUGUGACUCUCUGGUUAUCUUUAAUGAGGACAAGGAAAUCUAGUGUAAAAAAACACCACCAACAAAACAAAAAGGUGAAGUCCGAACACAGUGCACAGCCAAAGUCACGUAUUCUGGAGGCUUACGAGGCAUUUAGAAGGAGGCUCAUCUUUUUGGAAUCCUGUCCUUAGGUUCGGCAUGUAGAACAAGUGGUGAGAAGUGAGUUCCUUGAAGAGUUUUGAAGUGUGACUUGAAAAUAUGCCAAAACAGAGAGAUUCAGAUGGGCUAAAGGUUGAGGAGGAGGAAUGCGAGUACCUCCAGGAAGAAACACCACGCUCUGAAUGGUGCUUGCGUUUUUGUUUUCUUUGUUACAAUCUAUUCAUGGAUCUCUACUUUGAUUUAAUUUUUAAGUGUUUUAAUCUCCUUCACAAAAAGUAUAUAUUAAUAUACUGUCCUCAUGGGGGAACUGGCACUGUGACCUUAGCGUUUAGUUUUCUGGAGGAUGUGAUCUAAUUUCCUCCUAGCUUAUCAUUAAAAUGGAAAUUGUAUCAGGACCCAUGGGAAAUCCAGAGGAAAAGUUGGUGAGGCUUUGAAAUCUUGCCGUCCUGAAGAUAGCUGAGCGAGAUGGUUCUCAAGAAAGGCUUUUGCAGUCUUGCAGGAUAUGCAGACCAGCACUACCAAGAUCGAAUAGGUCAACUAGAAAAAAAGUGUCGAUUUUUAUUCAGUCUGAUGAUUCUGUUCAUCCUAGUGAUUGUCAUUAAAAAGUGGUAAAUUGCUCAAUGUGAUAUUUUGUGUGCUGUUUAGAAAAGAGGGUGUGUGAUUUUUUUUUUUUUUUUUGCCAUCGUUGAUAAAAAUGCAAAGUCAAAUAAAAGGUGUCUUGGUGUGACGUCAUAGAAUGAUCCAAGGGGGAAAAAUGUAGGUACUAUUUUCACCUGAAGAGGUAACAGAUGAAGGAUAAUAGCGGAAAGCACAGUUUGUGAGUUAAGCCGUCUGGAAUUAAGAUACCAAAAGUACAAAGCAAAAGGCCUAUUUUGGGAUGUUGGCAGCAUCGGAUCAUCAGUUGGUUUAUUUCACUUUCAAUGAACAUGAUAAAGAAGGACCCUCUGAUCCAAGUUUUCGAGAAUCCUUAGAGGAAAAUUAUGUAAUGUCCAUCCUGACACUAGCCUAGGGCACUUCUAGAGAGUGAUUGCUAAACCUCACUUAACCGGAUUCCGCCAAGGCCCGUGAUUGAUACGUGAUCACUAUCGUUACAUAAAAUAGUCAGCAUUUAAAAUAGUUUACAGAUAUUUUUUGACCAGUUACUUUUAGAGCUUCUUUCAGAGAAGAAACCAGAUCUGACCUUUUUAUUGUCGGUGCUUGUUGAAAACAAGCUUUCUUUCCAGUGAUAAGCUUCAUUUUUGAAGUGUUGAAGCUGUGCUCCCAUUCAGUUGUGGCAGGAGAGGAGAUUAAGGUAAUUACAACACUCAGUCUGUGUCUUACAAGCACUUUGUUUUGUCUCUGCAAGAAAAUACCAUUCCAGUCAUUUCCCACGAAGUACAGACGUUUUACCGACAUGCUCUGCUUUGGUUGAUGCAGCAUAAUGCUUUGGGCAGUAUUACGAAACAGCUGGCAAGUGCUUUCUGUAUUUAAAUAUUGUAAAAAGAAAAUAAGUUAUAACUGUUAUAAAGCAGAACUUUCGUUGCAGUUUUUUAAAUGUUGAAGUCACUUUGUAUGUUUGUUUGGUCAAUGUUUCUUCAGUAUUUAUUGAAACAUACUUUUUUUUUCUUCAAAUAAAAAGUAACCAUGUCUUUGUC